Messenger RNA from Scylla paramamosain (green mud crab), 2278 nucleotides. RefSeq names its product gastrula zinc finger protein XlCGF57.1-like. Gene Ontology annotation, biological process: regulation of transcription by RNA polymerase II. Gene Ontology annotation, molecular function: DNA-binding transcription factor activity; RNA polymerase II cis-regulatory region sequence-specific DNA binding. The coding region runs from base 811 to 2121 and encodes 436 amino acids. The record is from RefSeq and is a predicted model, not a curated record. The transcript has 3 exons. NCBI's taxonomy places the organism in Eukaryota, Metazoa, Arthropoda, Malacostraca, Decapoda, Portunidae.
AGGAUAGAGGAUGCUGUUCGUUUCUCUUUUUUUUUCCCCCCCUUUCUACAGGAGUUGCCGAUCCAAAGGCCUGGCUCAGGAGUGAUCCUGUGCCACCUGUACCAUCAAGAUCAAGAUCAAGAUGGUGGAGGGAACAGAGGCGGCGUCCCCGUGGUGCUGUGGUCAGUGGUCAGGUCACGGCGAGUGUGCGGCAGAUUGCGCCUGUGUUUGAGCUGGCCUGUGUCACCUGUGGCCACCUGGUCACCUGUCUACUCUGUGUCUGGUGGAGGGAACAGAGGCGGCGUCCCCGUGGUGCUGUGGUCAGUGGUCAGGUCACGGCGAGUGUGCGGCAGAUUGCGCCUGUGUUUGAGCUGGCCUGGGUCACUUGUGGCCACCUGGUCACCUGUCUACUCUGUGUCUGGUGGAGGGAACAGAGGCGGCGUCCCCGUGGUGCUGUGGUCAGUGGUCAGGGCCCGCCGAGUGUGCGGCAGAUUGCGCCUGUGUUUGAGCUGGCCUGGGUCACCUGUGGCCACCUGGCGGACUGGCGGCGCCUCCCUGGCCUCACCUGAGGGCGUGCAGCAGUGGCGAGACAGCAAGACCCCACCAGCAAGUCCAUUCUGCCCCAGAUCCCUCGGGUCAGUGGCCGGCAAGUCCUCCCGUCCAUUCUGCCCCAGAGCCCCUCGGGUCAGUGGCUGGCAAGUCCUCCCGUCCAUUCUGCCCCAGAGCCCCUCAGGUGCCAGGUCGGCGUCCAGCGACGGGACUCCCUCCGUGCAUCCUCGGCUCAGGCCUAGGGUUCCUGCAGGACUGGCCGCAGCCAGGAGCAGUGUUCCAAUGGAGGAUGUGACGUCAUGCAGCAGCAGCAGGAACAGCUGGGAGCAGCAGGCGACCCCAGGCGUGAGGACCUAUACUUGUGACCACUGCGGCAAAGUGUGCUCCACCAAGGCUGCCAUUGCCAGACACGUCCUCUCCCAUGCCGGCAAGACAAGGCUGAGAGGCAGGAGUGGCCCCACUGAACACACUGCCACCCACACUGGCGGCAGGAACCACAAGUGUGACCACUGUGGGAAGACAUUUGCCCGGAAGAGUCAUCUCUCCUCACACAUCCUCACCCACACUGGGGAGAGAAAGUUCCAGUGCCUGGAGUGUGGGAAAAGAUUUACCCUGAAAGGUGAUCUUCACAGACACAUCCUCACCCACACUGGGGAGAGAAAGUUCCAGUGCCUGGAGUGUGGGAAAAGAUUUACCCUGAAAAGUAAUCUUAACACACACAUUCUCACCCACACUGGGGAGAGAAAGUUCCAGUGCCUGGAGUGUGGGAAAAGAUUUACCCGGAAAGGCCAUCUUGACAGACACAUCCUCACCCACACUGGGGAGAGAAAGUUCCAGUGCCUGGAGUGUGGGAAAAGAUUUAUCCGGAAAGGCCAUCUUGACACACACAUCCUCACCCACACUGGGGAGAGAAAGUUCCAGUGCCUGGAGUGUGGGAAAAGAUUUACCCUGAAAAGUAGUCUUGACACACACAUCCUCACCCACACUGGGGAGAGAAAGUUCCAGUGCCUGGAGUGUGGGAAAAGAUUUAUCCGUAAGGAUUCCCUUGACACACACAUCCUCACCCACACUGGGGAGAGAAAGUUCCAGUGCCUGGAGUGUAGGAAAAGAUUCACCCUGAAAGGUGAUCUUAACAGACACAUCCUCACCCACACUGGGGAGAGAAAGUUCCAGUGCCUGGAGUGUGGGAAAAGAUUUAUCCAGAAAGGCCAUCUUGACACACACAUCCUCACCCACACUGGGGAGAGAAAGUUCCAGUGCCUGGAGUGUGGGGAAAGAUUUAUCCGGAAAGGCCAUCUUGACACACACAUCCUCACCCACACUGGGGAGAGAAAGUUCCAGUGCCUGGAGUGUGGGGAAAGAUUUAUCCGGAAAGGCCAUCUUGACACACACAUCCUCACCCACACUGGGGAGAGAAAGUUCCAGUGCCUGGAGUGUGGGAAAAGAUUUACCCUGAAAAGUAGUCUUGACACACACAUCCUCACCCACACUGGGGAGAGAAAGUUCCAGUGCCUGGAGUGUGGGAAAAGAUUUACCAGGAAGGAUUCCCUUGACAGACAUGUCCUCACCCACACUGGGGAGAGAAAGUUCUAGUGCCUGGAGUGUGGGAAAAGAUUUACGUUGAAAGGUCAUCUUGACAGACACAUCCUCACCCACACUGGGGAGAGAAAGUUCCAGUGCCUGGAGUGUGGGAAAAGAUUUACCCGGAAAUACCAUCUUGACACACACAUCCUCAGCCACACUGGGGAGA